AUGCCCGCAAUUAUUUCUUUAAUUGACAUUUUAAAAAAUUAUUCUGAUUAUUUAAUUACAACCACUGCUGAUAUGAAUAUAAUUCAUUACAGUGAUGAAAGUGCUCAUAGUCCUGAAAACAACAGUACAAUAUACCAAAUUGCUGCUUGCAAGCAUGAUAAACUUAAAGAUAAUUAUAUUGAGUUAGAUGAUUAUCUAUUUGAAAAGAUUCAUGAAGAAUUGCCUCGUUAUUUUACGCGACAAAUACAAAAGAAUAUGCUUGACAAAAAAGUCACACCUGCAAUAUUACAAAUGCUUCAUUUUGAUCUUACUGGUAAUGCUGCUGUAACUCCAAGUGCAAUCAGUCGUGAUGUAGAAGAAAGACUACGAUUAAUAUUAACCUUGGCAUAUCCUAAUAUCAUAUUCGAUUUGCGAACAAACAAUGGAUUUAAAGGAACAAAGUUUAAUAUAUUUUGGGAUGAAACAAAUGCAUAUUUUAAUGAGCAG
Molecule: messenger RNA, 486 nt
Organism: Racocetra fulgida
Lineage: Eukaryota; Fungi; Glomeromycota; Glomeromycetes; Diversisporales; Gigasporaceae
Source: the annotation of a GenBank genome assembly